Messenger RNA from Magallana angulata, 2209 nucleotides. RefSeq lists its product as uncharacterized. The coding region runs from base 166 to 1764 and encodes 532 amino acids. Gene Ontology annotation, biological process: intracellular signal transduction. NCBI's taxonomy places the organism in Eukaryota, Metazoa, Mollusca, Bivalvia, Ostreida, Ostreidae. The transcript is spliced from 3 exons. The record is from RefSeq and is a predicted model, not a curated record.
AUACGGUACAGAGUCUAAGCGGCACGCGCCGAGGGAAAACCUUCCACCAUUGUUUAUGGUUACCAUGAAAACGUGAAGCUGGCGUUGGUCAGUGUCUGAACAUAUUAAUUUUAUGUAUCUCCGUCAUACCCGAGAUUUCUUUCACAAGAUCAGCACGAUUUCAACAUGAAGCGAUCUUCUUACUACGAUACUGGCGCAGAUUCGAGAGAUCCUUACCAAUCGAGUGAGAGCGAGGAUUACCCCCAGCCCUCGUAUCGUGGAGGAAACAGAAUGGCCGUCUCUAAACCCCACCAGAAGAGGAUCCGGCAGCAGAAUGGUUACAAUGAGUACCGCUACGAGCGCUAUGAGAGCUAUCCACCUAGCCUCCUGGACCGUGAACAGCACAGCAAGGCCAUCAGGGUAAAAUUCUUCAAAAACCGAGACGCUCUGCACAAAGGUAUCGUUUUGUCCAUCAGCGAGAAAAUGUUUCCCUCCCUGGAUAGCCUGAUGAACCAUCUGAAUAACAAGAUAGAUACUCCUCAGGGCGUCAUGUACAUCUUCAGACUUGAAGACGGGAAGCUGAUCCAAAAUGUCAAGGAAUUUCAGCCAGGGGACGAGUGCGUGGUAUCCAGCACGCUAAAAAUUGACCGGAGAAUACAGUACGGUCAGAUAUCCGGCCCUCCCUCCCCCACCAAGCGUGGUCUGCCUAUCCAGCGGAGUCAGGGGUCUUCCAGAGAACACGUACUCAGAGGGAGUCACACCGGCGGGAUGAAUAGAUCUCCAAACCAAGCCAAGAGCAAACCCUUGACGUUUACCGUCAUCAACAACACCAUGAGGUCUGUACAGGAUAAAAUGAUCAUCAACCCCCACACAGAGCAGUCCUUCGAGCAAAUGCUGGCUGACAUGGGGGAGGUGGUCAACAUGUUGGACAACCCAGCAACAGCAUUGUAUUGUGCCGUCCCACCAUACACCAAGAUCGAGAGUUUUUCAAAUCUUCGCCAUGAGCUCGUUGUGAAAAAGGUGGACAGCUUUUUCGUUGUUGGGGGCGAGGGUGCCCCAAAAGAAUUACGACAGAAAAAAGUCCCUGUUCGCGAACCGACCCCGCCCCCAGAAGAUGACAUGGAUUACUAUGAGGAACCACCUCACCAUCAGACCUACAGGGAACCAUCUCCACAGCGACAAAAGGAGCGGGGCAAAUGGAAGCCUGCUAAAGAGCCCCAACGGAAACUUCAAAACAACCGACCGAAUCAAAAUGGCUACAAUGAUGACAAAAAUCAAAAUGGCUUCGUGGAUGACAGGACCCAGCCUCGCCAUCGUGGAAAUCAAAAAAGCAACAAUGUUACAAAUAAACCAACAGCUCAGUCCCAGAAAGUAAACACAAGCCGAGAAGACCGCGGACCAAACAACAGGUCCCAGGAUUUGAGGAGAUCCAAUGACUCGCUGGCGUCCAAACCAGCACGCGAGGCUCGACACAACCAACAUGAAAAGGAACCCCCUAAACACAGAAACCAGCGAAGUGACACCCAGGACAGCAACAGAUACCCGGCAAAAUCCCAACCCGCGCGACAACCACAGAAACAGUCCAAUUUCGAGGAAGAGAGAGACAUGGAGGUUGAUGAAGGCGAGGAGGAGAUGCAGCAUAAUGGCUAUCACGAUGAAGUAGAUAACCGAGAUGAUGCGUAUGCAGACGACAACGGUGAGGAGACAGAAGACGAGUAUGAUGACGAACCGCCCCAACAGCGCGCGGCGAGGAAAGGACCCCGGAUGGAAACCCCCGAAUGCUAGAAGCAAUUGUCGUCUGCUCACCUCUGUGAUACGGGUGCUUGAAAUUCAUAUCUUCUAUGGUAACGGAUUACUACCAGCAAUUGUGAAAGGAUCUUUGUUUUCACAUAAGAAAUGAAUUUCGUAAAAAAAGAAAGAAAUACUUGGUGAUAAUUGUUACUCUUUAAUUUAUCAGCGUAGAUUUUAGAUUUUAUUAAUUUAACAUAUGAUAUACUCACUGACGUAUUUUUUUUUAUCCUUAUCGUUAAUACAUCUGGAUAAAAUACAACCGAGAUACUAGCUUUACAUUACCUACAUCAAAGAAAAGAAUCAAUUGAUGAACGUGUUCCAAAGGUACUUACAUUACUUCAUAUUGCAAUCAUUUGUAAUAUGACCAUAUGUAUAUUGUAUAUAGUCUCUACCCUUUGUUGAUAAAUGUUUAUAAAGAACAAUAAAGUUAUUGUUAUUA